GCUCUCGAAGCACCGCCCUCAAACUUGAAAAGCACGGCGACGCGUUUAGGUUCCUCCUCUCCGCCUCUACUCAUCGGCCAGGCUUCAGCCUCUUCACCCAACCUCAGCUCGAUCAACACGCGAACUCGCAACCAUGUCAGAGAAAAUUGCCUUCAAAGUUGCUGACAUCAGCCUGGCCGAGUGGGGGCGCAAGGCCAUCGACAUCGCCGAGAACGAGAUGCCAGGCCUGAUGAAGAUGAGGGAGCUGUACGGCGCCUCCAAACCUCUGAAGGGCGCCCGGAUCGCCGGAUGUCUGCACAUGACUCUGCAGACUGCCGUGCUCAUUGAGACGCUCACCGCCCUCGGCGCCGAGGUUCAGUGGUCCAGUUGUAACAUUUUCUCCACUCAGGACCACGCUGCAGCAGCCAUCGCUAAAACUGGCGUCCCAGUGUACGCAUGGAAGGGCGAAACGGACGAGGAGUACAUGUGGUGCAUCGAGCAGACCAUCUUCUUCAAAGACGGGCAACCUCUCAACAUGAUCCUGGAUGACGGUGGCGACCUCACCAACCUGGUCCACAGCAAGUACCCCAAACUGCUCCAAGGCAUCCGCGGCCUGUCAGAGGAAACCACCACGGGCGUCCACAACCUGUACAAGAUGAUGAAAAAGGGAGAGCUCAAGGUGCCCGCCAUCAACGUCAACGACUCGGUCACAAAGAGCAAGUUUGACAAUCUGUACGGCUGCCGCGAGAGCCUCAUUGACGGCAUCAAGCGCGCCACUGAUGUGAUGAUCGCCGGCAAAGUGGCGGUGGUGGCGGGCUACGGCGACGUGGGCAAAGGUUGUGUGCAGGCGCUGCGUGCCUUCGGAGCCCGCGUGAUCGUCACGGAGAUCGACCCCAUCAACGCCCUGCAGGCUGCCAUGGAGGGCUAUGAGGUGACCACCAUGGACGAAGCCUGCCAUGAAGGAAACAUCUUUGUCACCACCACCGGCUGUGAGGACAUCAUACAGGCGAAGCACUUUGAGAGCAUGAAAGACGACGCCAUCGUGUGCAACAUCGGACACUUUGACUGUGAGAUUGACAUGAGCUGGCUCAACCACAACGCUGUAGAGAAGAUAAACAUCAAGCCACAGGUGGACCGCUACCGGAUGAAGAGUGGACGCCACAUCAUUGUGCUGGCUGAGGGCAGGCUGGUGAAUUUGGGCUGCGCAAUGGGACACCCCUCGUUCGUCAUGAGCAACUCCUUCACGAAUCAGGUUCUGGCUCAGAUCGAACUGUGGACCAACAACGACAAAUACCCCCUAGGCGUCUACUUCCUCCCCAAAAAGUUGGACGAACAGGUGGCGGAGGCCCACUUGGACAAGCUGGCUGUGAAGCUGACCAAGCUGACUGACAAACAGGCCAAAUACUUGGGGCUCCCCACAGAAGGACCCUUCAAGCCCGACCAUUACCGCUACUGAUGCUGGCAGCCAAAAAAAGUGUGGUUGUUUCUUGGACUCAUCUGCUGCCCUUUGCUCUUUUUAACUGAAUCAAAUUAAGCCUUUUCCCUGGAGCAUUUUUAGCUAGCUAACUAACUACUUGGAGUGGCCUUCUGCCAGUUAGUACUUGUCACCCACCAAGUCUUCUGUCAGGUACAGCAGAGGACAGAGGAUUUUUGACAAGGUCUUAAUACGUCAUGACUAAUUAAUUUAAUUUGACUUUGUCAACUGACUAAUGUUGCAACAUUACUGAUGAUUGUGAACAAUAAACUUGGUCAUUUCCUUUUU
Molecule: messenger RNA, 1741 nt
Organism: Syngnathus typhle (broad-nosed pipefish)
Lineage: Eukaryota; Metazoa; Chordata; Actinopteri; Syngnathiformes; Syngnathidae
Gene: ahcy
Product: adenosylhomocysteinase
Exons: 11
Coding region: 134-1435 (433 amino acids)
Biological process (GO): L-methionine cycle
Cellular component (GO): cytosol
Molecular function (GO): adenosylhomocysteinase activity
Source: RefSeq, a predicted model, not a curated record